GAUCAAAAUAAAAGCGACGUUGGCAGAUUGCCGUUUGCGCAGCUGUUGUAUUUAAGGCGUGCAAUUUCAUAAUUUGCGUUUAGUUUGCGAACGAAUCAACAUACAGGCAAAAUGACCAUUAAGCUAAAGGCGAACGUUAACAAUCCACCCAUAAGCGGUUUGGCAACGGCGCAUUUGAUUAAGGCAACGGUGCCCGUGGAAAUCAUUUGGAGCAAGGAGACUUCGCUGCAGUUUCCCGACAAUCGCAUCCUCGUUUGUCACUCGAACAAUGAUGUGUUGCGGGCGCUGGCACGUGCUGCACCCGAUUAUCAGCUGUAUGGCGAGACUGCCAUCGAGCGGACACAGAUCGAUCAUUGGCUAUCGUUCUCGCUGACCUGCGAGGAUGACAUCUCCUGGGCGAUGUCAUUCCUGGACAAGUCCAUUGCGCCGGUCACAUAUCUGGUGGCCAAUAAACUGACUAUUGCCGAUUUUGCGCUGUUCAAUGAGAUGCACUCCCGGUACGAGCUACUCGCCGCCAAAGGCAUUCCGCAGCAUGUGCAGCGCUGGUACGAUCUGAUUAACGCCCAGCCCUUGAUCCAGAAGGUGUUGCAAUCACUGCCGGAGGAGGCGCGUGUCAAGCGCAGCAUCAACACUGAGCCGGCGCCAAAGUCAAGUGGCGAGCGCAAGCAAGAGGGUAAAUUUGUUGAGCUGCCGGGCGCUGAGAUGGGCAAAGUUGUGGUGCGUUUCCCGCCCGAGGCAUCUGGUUAUCUGCACAUUGGGCACGCCAAGGCGGCGCUGCUCAAUCAAUACUAUGCGCUGGCCUUCCAGGGCAAGCUGAUCAUGCGUUUCGACGACACCAAUCCGGCCAAAGAGACGGUCGAAUUUGAAAAUGUCAUCCUGGGCGACUUGGAGAUGCUGCAAAUCAAACCAGAUGUGUUCACACACACCUCCAACUAUUUUGAUCUCAUGCUUGACUACUGCGUGCAAAUGCUCAAAGAGGGCACUGCCUAUGUGGACGACACGCCGCCCGAGCAAAUGAAGUUGGAACGCGAACAGCGCGUUGCAUCCGAAAAUCGUUCAAAUUCUGUUGAGAAGAAUCUGUCGCUGUGGCAAGAGAUGCUGCAGGGAUCUGCGGCUGGCCAAAAGUGCUGUGUCCGCGCCAAGAUUGACAUGUCCUCGCCCAAUGGCUGCAUGCGUGAUCCAACAAUCUAUCGCUGCAAAAACGAGCCACAUCCGCGCACAGGCACCAAAUACAAGGUGUAUCCCACGUACGACUUUGCCUGCCCCAUUGUGGAUGCCAUUGAGAAUGUGACGCACACGCUACGCACCAUGGAGUAUCACGAUCGUGAUGAUCAGUUCUAUUGGUUUAUUGAUGCACUGAAGCUGCGCAAACCUUACAUCUGGGAAUAUAGUCGCCUGAAUAUGACGAAUACGGUGCUGUCGAAACGGAAACUAACAUGGUUUGUGGACUCGGGUCUGGUGGAUGGCUGGGAUGAUCCACGAUUUCCUACUGUGCGCGGCAUCAUCAGGCGUGGCAUGACCGUCGAGGGCCUCAGGGAGUUCAUCAUUGCGCAGGGCAGCAGUAAAUCGGUGGUGUUCAUGAACUGGGACAAGAUCUGGGCGUUUAAUAAGAAGGUGAUUGAUCCCAUUGCCCCGCGUUAUACGGCACUGGAGCACGACAAGCGUGUGAUUGUGAAUGUGGCAGGUGCGAAGCUCGAGAAGAUGCAGGUGCCCGUCCAUCCCAAGGACGAGAAACUGGGCACCAAAACGGUAACAAUGGGUCCGCGCAUCUUCAUUGACUACGUGGAUGCUGAGGCGCUCAAAGAGGGCGAAAAUGCCACCUUUAUCAACUGGGGUAAUCUGCUCGUCAAGAAAGUGAACAAGGAUGCCAGCGGCACAAUUACAUCUGUAGAUGCAGCACUCAACUUGGAGAACAAGGACUUCAAGAAGACACUGAAACUAACCUGGCUGGCCGUCGAAGAUGAUGCCAGCGCCUAUCCGCCCACAUUUUGUGUUUACUUCGAUAAUAUCAUCAGCAAAGCGGUGCUCGGCAAGGACGAGGACUUCAAGCAGUACAUUGGCCACAAGACACGCGACGAGGUCCAAAUGCUCGGCGAUCCCGAGUUGAAGAAGUGCAAGAAAGGCGACAUCAUUCAGCUGCAGCGUCGCGGCUUCUUCAAGGUGGACAAUGCCUAUGCCCCGGCCAGCCCCUACACAAAUGUCAUCUCGCCCAUCAUACUCUUCUCCAUACCCGAUGGCCAUACCAAGGACAUGCCCUCCUCGGGCCUCAAGAUCAAUGCGGCCCCAGCACCGGUUGCUAAAACAAAUGCCGCCAGCAACAAAACUGCCAACGCAGCAACGAGCAAAGCCGCCGAAUUGGACAAACAAAUUGGCCAACAGGGCGAUUUAGUGCGUGAGCUGAAAGCCAAAAAGGCAGCCAAAGAUCAAAUUGACGUUGCCGUCAAGAAAUUGCUAAGCCUCAAGGCGGACUACAAGGCAGCCAGUGGUCAGGAUUGGAAGCCAGGCCAACCGCCACUAGCAACUGCAACUGCCGCAGCUGCCCCGGUUACAGCCAACGACGCAACUGAUAUAAACGCCAGCAUUGUGAAGCAGGGCGAUUUAGUGCGCGAGUUGAAGGGUAAAAAGGCACCGAAGCCCGACAUCGAUGCAGCUGUUAAGCAUCUGCUACAACUGAAGGCUCAGUACAAGACGCUAACUGGACAGGACUGGAAGCCAGGUACUGCUCCAGCUUCAGCUCCAGCUGUACCUAAUGCUGCUGCUGAUGUUAGUUCCGCAGACGUUGCCGGUCUGCUAACCCAAAUAGCUGCCCAGGGUGAUAAAGUGCGUGAGCUCAAAUCAGCUAAGGCGGACAAGCCAAGCAUUGAUGCGGCCGUCAAAACGCUGCUCAAACUGAAAGCCGACUACAAACAGCUCACGGGCACUGACUGGAAACCAGGCACCACAGCGCCAUCGGCUGUUGCUGCUGCUGCUUUCAAAGUCAAGCAGGAAAAGUCACCGGAACCGGCAGCUGCCAGUGCUGUGGCCACUUUGCUGGGCAAGAUCACGCAACAGGGCGACAAGAUACGCGAGCUAAAGUCAACAAAAGCGGAGAAAUCGCUGGUCGAUGCCGAAGUGAAGGUGCUUUUGGCACUAAAAACGGACUACAAGAGCCUGACUGGUCAGGAGUGGAAACCGGGCACAGUGGCACCCACUGCGGUUGUAACUGCUACCAUUGACCUAACCGCUGAGCAACCUAACACUGACGACGUUUUGGCCAAAAUCCAAAGCCAGGGCGAUAAAAUACGUCAACUAAAGUCGGCAAAAGCAGCCAAGGCAUCUAUCGAUCCUGAAGUGAAAACACUUUUAGCCCUGAAAGCAGAGUACAAGAAGCUAAGUGGCAAGGAUUGGACACCGGACGCCAAGGCCGAAGUCAAGGAGGAGAUGGCACCGCCAGCAGGCAAUGAGCAGCUGACGCUGGACAUUAAUGCUCAGGGCGAGAAGGUGCGUGCCGCCAAAAGCAGCAAAGCCGCGAAGGAGAUCAUCGAUGCGGAGGUCAGCAAGUUGUUGGCACUCAAGGCCAAAUACAAGGAGGUAACCGGCACAGAUUUUCCCGUCGCUGGUCGUGGCGGCGGCGGCGGCGGCGGUGCUGUCAAGAAGGCACCCAAAGAGCCACAGCCGAAGCCGGCUAAGAAGGAAUCGGCAGCAGCAGCUAAACCGGAUGCCUCGUCUGGCGUUAAGAAACAAACCAGAUUGGGUCUGGAGGCCAGCAAGGAGGACAAUCUGCCCGAGUGGUAUUCGCAAGUGUUGACCAAAGGCGAACUGAUUGAAUACUACGAUGUAUCCGGCUGUUAUAUAUUGCGUCCCUGGUCCUAUGCCAUCUGGAAGUCGAUCAGGAACUGGUUCGAUGCCGAGAUUACGCGCAGUGGCGUCAAGGAAUGCUAUUUCCCAAUCUUUGUUUCAAAGGCGGCGCUCGAGCGUGAGAAAUCCCAUAUUGCUGACUUUUCGCCAGAAGUCGCGUGGGUAACCAAAUCAGGUGAAUCCGAUUUGGCGGAACCAAUUGCUAUACGUCCCACCUCCGAAACGGGCAUGUAUCCGGCCUACGCCAAGUGGGUGCAAUCCUACAGAGAUUUGCCCAUCCGCCUGAAUCAGUGGAACAAUGUUGUGCGCUGGGAAUUCAAGCAUCCGCAACCGUUCCUGCGCACUCGUGAGUUCCUCUGGCAGGAGGGUCACUCGGCAUUCGCCAACAAAUCGGAAGCCGAAGCGGAAGUACUCGAAAUGUUGGAACUGUAUGCGCAGGUCUACACGGAUCUGCUGGCCAUACCCGUGGUCAAGGGCCGCAAGACCGAGAAGGAGAAAUUUGCUGGCGGCAACUAUACGACCACGGUGGAGGCAUUCAUUUCAGCGUCCGGCCGGGCCAUCCAGGGUGCGACCAGUCAUCAUUUGGGCCAGAAUUUCUCCAAGAUGUUCGAUAUUGUGUACGAAGACCCGGAGACGCAGCAGAAACAGUUUGUUUACCAGAACUCAUGGGGCAUUACCACACGCACCAUCGGUGUCAUGAUCAUGGUGCAUGCGGAUAAUCAGGGAUUAGUGCUGCCGCCGCAUGUGGCCUGCACGCAGGCAAUCGUUGUGCCCUGCGGCAUUACCGUCAACACCAAGGACGAGGAGCGUGCCCAGCUGCUCGGCGCCUGCAAGGAGAUCGUGAAGAAUUUGAGCCGAGCCGGUGUUCGCUGUGAGGGCGAUUACCGUGACAACUACUCCCCGGGCUGGAAGUUCAAUCACUGGGAACUGAAGGGCGUACCAAUACGCAUUGAGCUGGGUCCCAAGGAUAUGCAAGCGAAGCAAAUUGUCGCGGUGCGUCGUGAUACCGGUGAGAAAAUGACCAUUGCGUUGGACGAUGUGGAGAAGAAGAUACCAGCGUUGCUCGAGACCAUUCAUCAGAGUAUGCUGGCCAAGGCGCAACUGGAUCUAAGCACUCACACGAAGCUCGUCAAGACCUGGUCCGAAUUCUGCGAUAUGCUCGAGCAGAAGAAUAUGCUGCUAUCGCCGUUCUGCGGCGACAUCGCUUGCGAGGAUCAAAUCAAAGCGGACAGCUCACGUGGCGAAGAGGCCGAAGAGGGUGCACCAGCCAUGGGCGCCAAAUCCCUCUGCACACCCUUCGAUCAACCAGCGCAGAUAGCUGACAACGACAAGUGCAUCCAUCCCAAGUGCAGCAAAAAGCCCAAGUUCUACACGCUGUUUGGACGCAGCUACUAAGCCGAUUACAACCUGAUUCUGAAUAACCCUUUUGCAAUUUGAUUCAAUAAUUAGUUGUUAAACAUAUGACUUGAAUUGAUUUCGAUGCGACACACGAUUAUAAUCGAAAACGAAUUUGUUUGUUUUGGUUUUAAAAAAUAUAUAAAAUUAAAAAUCUUGUCAUCUUUACAAUGCGG
Messenger RNA from Drosophila grimshawi, 5408 nucleotides. RefSeq names its product bifunctional glutamate/proline--tRNA ligase (gene GluProRS). The record is from RefSeq and is a predicted model, not a curated record. The coding region runs from base 112 to 5232 and encodes 1706 amino acids. Gene Ontology annotation, cellular component: aminoacyl-tRNA synthetase multienzyme complex; cytoplasm. The transcript is spliced from 6 exons. Lineage: Eukaryota; Metazoa; Arthropoda; Insecta; Diptera; Drosophilidae. Gene Ontology annotation, biological process: glutamyl-tRNA aminoacylation; prolyl-tRNA aminoacylation; translation. Gene Ontology annotation, molecular function: glutamate-tRNA ligase activity; ATP binding; proline-tRNA ligase activity.